Messenger RNA from Truncatella angustata, 843 nucleotides. RefSeq names its product S-adenosyl-L-methionine-dependent methyltransferase. NCBI's taxonomy places the organism in Eukaryota, Fungi, Ascomycota, Sordariomycetes, Amphisphaeriales, Sporocadaceae. Gene Ontology annotation, cellular component: nucleolus. The transcript has a single exon. The record is from RefSeq and is a predicted model, not a curated record. Gene Ontology annotation, molecular function: rRNA (guanine) methyltransferase activity. Gene Ontology annotation, biological process: rRNA (guanine-N7)-methylation. The coding region runs from base 1 to 843 and encodes 280 amino acids.
AUGUCGAGACCCGAGGACACGCUGACUGCCGACGUGCACUACGACGAUACCGAAGCUCGAAAGUACACGACCUCCUCGAGAAUCCAGAACAUUCAGGCCUCCAUGACACACCGUGCGCUGGAACUGCUGGACUUGCCUGGUCCGUCCUUCAUCCUUGACAUCGGCUGCGGAAGCGGUCUCUCUGGCGAGAUUCUAUCUUCGCUAUCACCCGAAGAAGGCGGUCCCCACAUGUGGAUUGGCAUGGACAUUUCCGCCUCUAUGCUGGAUAUCGCAUUGCAGAGAGACGUGGAAGGCGACCUGAUGCUCGCCGACAUUGGACAGGGUGUGCCGUUCCGCGCAGGUGCUUUUGAUGCGGCCAUCAGUAUCAGUGCCAUCCAGUGGCUGUGCAACGCCGAGAACAGCGAAAGCUCACCGCAGCAGAGACUGUCGAGGUUUUUCAACGGCUUGUACGCUAGCCUGAAGAGAGGAGGAAGGGCCGUCUGUCAAUUCUACCCGAAGAACAACGAACAGAAGAAGAUGAUCACCGGUGCCGCCGUCAAGGCUGGUUUCGGUGCUGGUCUACUCGAGGACGACCCGGAAACCAAGAACGUCAAGAACUAUUUGGUGCUCACAGUCGGCCAAGCUGUGGUCAACGGGCAGGCCGGCGAUAUUACAGGAGUCGUCAAAGAUAUGGAGGGCGUUGAUGUCAUGGAUUACAGGCACAAGGGUGUCAGCGGGAAGGGCGAUAUCAAGAAGGGCAGCAAGGCCUGGAUCGUCAAGAAGAAGGAGCAAAUGGAGCGGAAAGGCAAGGUCGUCAAGGCCACAUCGAAAUACACUGGACGAAAGAGAAGAAUUGCCUUCUAA